Molecule: messenger RNA, 1082 nt
Organism: Colletotrichum phormii
Lineage: Eukaryota; Fungi; Ascomycota; Sordariomycetes; Glomerellales; Glomerellaceae
Exons: 3
Coding region: 254-673 (139 amino acids)
Biological process (GO): pyruvate import into mitochondria
Cellular component (GO): mitochondrial inner membrane
Source: RefSeq, a predicted model, not a curated record
GUGUGCCAGACAGUGUGCCAGCGUAAACGUGCACGUCCAGUCCGCGCCCGCGAAAUUUCGGAGCGCCGCAGCGUCUGCAGAGGGAGAGACAGAGAGGAAGGAGCUUUGGUCAUUGCCUCAACAAUUUCGCGAUCCAAACCUGGAAAACUGUCCGCCGCCUCUUCCACUCCUCCCCGACCAACCUCUGCCAAUUGCUCCCGUCACGAUAACCUCCACUCCCUUUCCAACCGCGAGAUAAUCACAAAAUUUCAAUAUGGCUGCUCUUGUCAAGGCGAUCAACGCAAAGAUCAGGUCUAACCCUGUGUCGGACUAUGUCUGCUCUACCCACUUCUGGGGCCCCGUCUCCAACUUUGGUAUCCCUCUGGCCGCUGUCAUGGACACCCAAAAGUCCCCCGACCUGAUUUCCGGCCAGAUGACGGGUGCUCUCUGCAUCUACUCUGCCACCUUCAUGCGCUACUCCCUCGCCGUCUCGCCCAAGAACUAUCUCCUCUUCGCGUGCCACUUCAUCAACGAGGGCGCCCAGCUUACCCAGGGAUACCGUUACAUGCAGUACAACUACUGGGGAGGCAAGGAGGCUUCCGCAACCAAGGAUGCGUUCGAGACCGUUCAGAAGAAGGCUGAUGCCAUCGAGGCCAAGGUCGAGACCAAGGUCAAGGAGGCUGUUGGCAAAUAAAUGCGUCCCCUCACUCGAGGGAGAGGGAGAAGCUUGGAAAGGGGGCGAUACGAGGCGGCAGACACUUGCUGGCUGGGUGUGGAAAAGGCCCUCGCCAACAUUAUGACGACGCAAGAGGGGAGGUUCGACUUUGAUGUGAAAAGAGCGCCGAGAGCUUGUCACGAGCCCACGGCUGUGGUGAGGCCGUGACAGGGUGGAAUCCCCGUCGACGGCAGCACAGCAUAGCGUGGCAUAACGUGGCAAUGCCCAGCCGCGGCGGACGGUAGCUGACGGUUCUGUACCAUCACCUUGCAUUGUUGUUUUGCUUUUCGGAAACGGACCCUGAUUCCCCGGGGAAACACUCAGGGACGAGCCUCUUCAUUGCGGCCCGCAAAGUCGUAGAAUAGAACAGCGAACUGUUUCUGGAACC